CGAUUAUUUUCUCAACAGUAUACCUUAUUAUGACAACCCCCAUUUCAACAACUAUACACUUUGAAGAUAUUCGAGCUAAUAUAUGGCAACAACUUCAGCAACGUGAUAGACAAGAACAACUCUUCCAUAGUGUCAUUUCAUCUAACCAACGAUUACAGCAACAAUUGAAUCAACUUGAAAAAAAGGCUAAACUUGAUAACAGUAGUCAUAUUACAUCGUCUAGACACUCCUUAUCAAGUUCAAACGCAAAUGUUGAAAUAUUAGAACAACGGAUACGGGAACUGAAGGAAGAGCGCGCAGAUAUGUACAAAUUACAAAGUGAAAAUGCUCAAAGACUGGUUCUGAUGAAUGAUCAAUUACGUAACAAAGAAGAAACGGAUGCAAAGCAAAAACAAGAACUGGUCUUAUUGGCUGAUCAAACCAAAAAGUUGACAGAAAAAUCCAAUCUACAAAUUGAACAACUUCGAGAGAAAGACGUGACGAUCCAGAUUCUACAAGAUGAACUCAGUGCAUUGCAACUAGAAAUCAAUACCAUAGAACAACGAAAUCAGCAAUUGACCAAAGAAAAUCUUCAAUUAGUACAGCGAUGGAUGGAAAAAAUGAAUUCAGAGGCAGAUAAAAUGAAUGAAGCAACUCAAUUUUAUGAAACGGCAUUACAACAACAACUUGCACAAUCUCGACGUAAACAACAACUAUCAUCAUCAAAUAAAAACUCUUCUUCAGAUCAAUCCUUAUUAUUGCGAACCAGUACCAUAGUAUUACCACGUCAACACUACAAGUCUUUUACAACUACACAAGAAGGUGAUCUUUAUUGUAUUCAAGCAUCCAAAACAGGAAAAUACUUUGCAACUGGAGCAGAAGACAGAAGAAUCAAAUUGUAUGAUAUUACCAAAGGCAUGUCAUCCGCUAGCACUACAACAUUAUCAGGGGCGUUACAAUCCAUUACAUCAAUAGAUUUCAAUUCAUCCGAUGAUUAUUUGGUGGCUUCUUCUACAGAUCACUCUACGCGUGUUUGGAAUCUUUCUACAAAAAGGAUCGCACAUACGUUGACAGGUCAUAUUGGAAAAGUGUUUGCAGCAAAAUUUGUACCAGCAGAUAAUAAUCGUGUUGUUACCGGAAGUCAUGAUCGUACCUUGAAAGUGUGGGAUUUGAAUAAAGGAUGGUGUGUACGAACGAUUUUUUCCUUUUCAAGUUGUAAUGAUAUCUGUCUCUUGGAUCCUGAUGGUCAAACAGUAGUGAGUGGUCAUUUAGAUAGUACUUUACGUAUUUGGGAUGCAAAAUCUGGGAAUGGAAUCAAGGACUUGAAUGGAAUUCAUACAGAUCAAAUUACUUCUGUUUGUGUCUCUCCUGAUGGAUCAUCCGUGUUGACAAAUAGCAGGGAUAAUACAUUGAAAAUAGUAGACGUUCGUAUGUACGAGGUUGUACAUUCUUUCAGUGCUCCUACAUAUCAAAAUGGAUUGAAUUGGUCAAGAGCAUGUUUUAGUCCUGAUGGAUGCUAUGUAGCUGCUGGAUCAAAAGAUGGAACCGUUCAUAUUUGGAAUGCAAGAAACAGUCAACUAGAACGUACACUCAAAGGUGAUCACAAAUCUCUUAUCUGUGGUGUUGCAUGGAGUCCACUUGGUACUGAUCUUUACUCCGCUGACAAGACUUCCAAAACUGUUUGUAUUUGGGAUACUUCUAUUGAACAACGUUCAUUGUCUUCUUUAUCUAAAUAGAUAGAUGUAUUUGUCAAUUAGUUUUUGAAAUAAACUAUAUUUUGGACAAGAGA
Messenger RNA from Halteromyces radiatus, 1768 nucleotides. Its product is annotated as WD40-repeat-containing domain protein. The transcript is spliced from 13 exons. Lineage: Eukaryota; Fungi; Mucoromycota; Mucoromycetes; Mucorales; Cunninghamellaceae. Gene Ontology annotation, molecular function: protein binding. Gene Ontology annotation, cellular component: autophagosome membrane. Gene Ontology annotation, biological process: autophagosome assembly. The record is from RefSeq and is a predicted model, not a curated record. Bases 30 to 1715 code for a protein of 561 amino acids.